Messenger RNA from Ochotona curzoniae (black-lipped pika), 3091 nucleotides. It is a transcript of the gene RCAN2, whose product is annotated as regulator of calcineurin 2. Gene Ontology annotation, cellular component: cytoplasm; nucleus. Gene Ontology annotation, biological process: calcium-mediated signaling. Gene Ontology annotation, molecular function: calcium-dependent protein serine/threonine phosphatase regulator activity; nucleic acid binding. The coding region runs from base 167 to 760 and encodes 197 amino acids. The record is from RefSeq and is a predicted model, not a curated record. NCBI's taxonomy places the organism in Eukaryota, Metazoa, Chordata, Mammalia, Lagomorpha, Ochotonidae. The transcript has 4 exons.
GGACUGCGUGCAGUGGGAGCCGGUUCCAGGUGCCCGAGCCCCCAGCCACAGUCCCUAGGGCAAAGCAGCAGCCGGCCCGUCCACAGCAGUAUCUGUCUGGAGGCUCUUUUCUUCACUCCUAAUUCUGAGGUUGCCUAACUCCUUUAUUGCAAAUUCACGAAGGGGAAUGCCAGCCCCUAGCAUGGACUGUGAUGUUUCCACUCUGGUUGCCUGUGCGGUGGAUGUCGAGGUCUUUACCAAUCAGGAGGUCAAGGAGAAGUUUGAGGGGCUGUUCCAGGCUUAUGAUGACUGUGUGACUUUCCAACUAUUUAAGAGCUUCAGACGAGUCCGAAUAAACUUCAGCAACCCUAAAUCGGCAGCCCGAGCCAGGAUAGAGCUACACGAAACCCAAUUCAGAGGGAAAAAAUUAAAGCUCUACUUUGCACAGGUUCAGACUCCAGAGACAGAUGGAGACAAGCUGCAUCUGGCUCCCCCGCAGCCUGCCAAACAGUUUCUCAUCUCACCCCCUUCAUCUCCUCCUGUCGGCUGGCAGCCCAUCAGCGAUGCCACCCCUGUCCUCAAUUAUGACCUCCUCUAUGCAGUGGCCAAACUAGGACCAGGAGAGAAGUAUGAGCUCCACGCAGGGACUGAGUCCACGCCAAGUGUUGUCGUGCAUGUGUGUGACAGUGACAUAGAGGAAGAGGAGGAUCCAAAGACUUCCCCAAAGCCAAAAAUCAUCCAAACCCGCCGUCCCGGCCUGCCACCCUCUGUGUCCAACUGAGCUGAUUGCUCCAUCUUGAUAAUAUCUAUCUCCUCUUGAUCAUGCUUUCCCCCCGUUUGUUGGAAAAAAUAUUAAUUGCCUUUAAAUCCCUGGGUGUUCGGUUGUUUGAGACUCCUUCCUUGUAAUCAGCCUCUUGGACAAAAGGGCUAGGAAAAGGUGAUAUGUCUCCUGCUCAUAUCAUGCCCAUUAAAUAUAAUCCAUUAUUUAGAGAGUUCUAGGGGACAAAAGGUAGUAUUUUGUUAUCAACACAGCUAUUUUCGUUCUCUCAUGUCGAUCUAAGUCAGAGACAGUGACAUUUAGCACCUGUGUUGUUUGCGUGUCGUUUCAGUCCCAGUCCUGAUGGAUGUGUUGUUUUGUUCCUGCCACAUAAAUAGGACCAUAUGUAAAGUUGACUUUGACUGCAUGAGAUACCCCUAUCUGGUCUCACUCAGUCCUCUGCAUCCCAACAUUCCCAGGACAUGCAUGAUCACCAGCAUUGAUUUUCAUUGUUUAAGGACAUUAUAUAUAUCAAAUGAUCAGCAUCCAGCCAUGUCCUACCUAGAUUAGGAAAAUGAUCAGGAUCACCCAGCUGAAUCAGUCUUGAGUAGAUUCACUAUUUUAAGUCAAUUCUGAACAGCCCUAUUAAAAUUCCUGGAGGCAAAACUGAGGUUGGCCCAAAAGAAAUUCCUCAGUAGAAUUUGAGUACCACUUCCAUGAGAUCUCCCCAGUCUCAUGGGGAAGGCUUGUCCAGGGUGGUAGAGACCUAUUUCAGACAAAUCUAUUUAUUACAAAAGUUUCAUGGUGUCUGAAUUUUUUUUUCUCUUUGUAUACUUGUACAAAUAUUUCAGCUGUGCUUUUGAAAAUCUGAAUGUUUUUUAUUUAGUGAUUGUUCAACCAUUAGCUGCUUGAAAACAUGAGCAUCGCUUCUGAAUGCAUUCGUAGCUAACACAGAUAAUCUGAUAUUAUUACUCUAUUAUGGAUAAUGCUGAAUUUUGAAGGGACACAAAACGUCUCAUGCCAAUAUAGAAAUGAUUAGCCAACAUCUUUGCUAUCAAGACUACUGUUUUUAAAUAAAGAUACAGGUGUCAAUUAGAGCUAAAGCUCCAGAAUGCACUGCAGCUGAGAACAUUAAAAUGAGGACGGAUGCUAGAGAAAUGUAUGCCAGUCCUGUUCAUGCAUUGCUCACACACACACACACACACACGUCUGUUUUUGUUGUCUGUGACUUUUCUAUUUCUCUAUCCCCAAGUGCAUUACAGAAGAUACACCUUUAGAACCAUCACCUUCUGCUCUGUGUGCCAGGUCUCAUCUACUCCUGUACGUUAGUGAACUCCUUUAGAUGCAAGUAGAAAUUAUGAUGGCGUGGGGAAGUACUUUCACUACCCGAGCCGCAGAAACACAUACAAGAACAAUGACACAGCCAACUGAUCGAAGAGUGGUUGUGGUUUGGGACUAAGGUGUAUGCUAGUUUCAUCCGAAACUUAAAACACAGACUGAUCACUCAGAAAUUAAAGUCCGUUCUACUGUGAAUACAGCAAUAUAGUACUGGAUGCAGUACAGGUGAAGCUGAGGAGAACAUUGCUUGAAAAAUCCUGAGAUUCAAAAAGGAAAAAAUGAAAACUCCUUUUAGAAACAAAAUCUGAGGAGUAUAGCGUGAGCAAUUGCUUCGACUUCCCUUUGCCUUGGAUGGGUUUGGUGUUUUCUUUAGCCAAGGAACGACUAAGGGCACAAUUAGUGGAGAAGCAGUGCCCCCUAGUGGAAGACCAGGCUACUCUCCAAUAAACACAAUUACUAGAGCCAACAUUGACAGCUUGAGUCUCAGCCACGUUUUAAGCUACUCAGAAUUUUCAGAAGGCAGGUUAAGAAGUCCAGAGGAGAGAGAAGUUUGGACAUGAUAUUUUCAUGCUUUAACACAUACAUCAGAUGCUUCCAUCUAAUGUAUGGAAUGAAGCUGUGGUAACCAUUCUCAGCAAUCACGAAUUAGUCUCAGCGCAGCACGUGACCCAGGUGGGUAAGUCUUGGUAAAAUGUGUUGCUCCAUGUCAGUGUUAUCCGGUGUCAGACAGGUCAUUCCUCUGCUAGUUUGGGUUUGGGGUGGAGAGGAAGAACUUCUCCUGGGAUAGCUAAGAAAUGGGAAGGACUCCUUGAAGUUUUCCAAUGGAAUCUCCUAGCACUGAGAAAGUGAGCAUUGCCUCAGCAUUUCCAUGACGCACAUUAUGCAAGCCUCCGUAGCACUAUUUUAUGUUGAGAAGUGUAAAAAAAUGGAGGGGAAGGGGAAGAUUUCCACAAACUGAAUCAUCUGUGCACGUGUACAGCUCAAGGAGCUUAGACUUCAAAUAUAUCUGGUGAAUGA